Aspergillus homomorphus CBS 101889 is the source of this 2715-nucleotide messenger RNA. Its product is annotated as putative beta-N-acetylglucosaminidase. The record is from RefSeq and is a predicted model, not a curated record. The transcript has 4 exons. Gene Ontology annotation, biological process: carbohydrate metabolic process; peptidoglycan turnover. The coding region runs from base 112 to 2715 and encodes 867 amino acids. Gene Ontology annotation, molecular function: hydrolase activity, hydrolyzing O-glycosyl compounds; acyltransferase activity, transferring groups other than amino-acyl groups. Lineage: Eukaryota; Fungi; Ascomycota; Eurotiomycetes; Eurotiales; Aspergillaceae.
CAACAACCUCUUGGCAUUGUUUGCACCACCUCUGCUUAAGAGUGCUUUCAGCUCAGUACUGCACGGAAUCAACAGAUCCGGCUCUUCUCAGCUCAUUAUCGUCUGGUGGAGAUGUCGUCUGCAGCUUUGCAGAAGAAAGUCGGCCAGCUAUUUGCGGUCGGCUUCCAUGGCCAGGAACCUAGUACUGAGAUCAAGACCCUGAUCCACGAAUAUGGAAUCGGAGGCGUUGUCCUCUUCAAGCGAAACAUUGCUGACGUCGCCCAACUCCGGGCUCUAACACUUGCUCUACAACGAGAGGCACGAUUAGCUGGCCACACUCAUCCUCUCUUCAUUGGCAUCGACCAGGAGAACGGAUGGGUCACCAGAAUCUCACCCCCAAUGGCCUCUCAGUUGCCGGGGCCUAUGGCUCUGGGCGCCACCAAUUCCCCCGACUUGGCCUACAAGGUCGGAAUGGCAACAGGCCAAUUGCUGAAGCACGUUGGCGUUAACAUGAAUUACGGUCCUGUCUGCGACAUCAACUCCGAGCCGUUGAACCCCGUCAUCGGCGUUCGCAGUCCCGGCGACGAUCCAGAAUUCGUCGGUCGUUUCGCAAGCGCCAUCGCCCGGGGUCAGCGCCAGCACAACAUUAUCUCCUGCGUCAAGCACUUCCCUGGGCAUGGAGAUACUGCGACCGACUCCCACUAUGGUCUUCCUGUGAUAUCCAAGACGCGGGACCAACUAGAGCGAUGCGAGCUAGUGCCCUUCCGGCGCGCGACAGCCGAGGGAAUCGAGGCUGUUAUGACAGCACACAUCUCCCUUCCAGGCUUGGGAAAUAGCAACCUACCGGCCACCCUUUCACCAGAAGUAUUGAGAAUUUUGCGAACGGAUAUGAACUAUGAUGGUAUGAUUAUCACAGACUGCCUCGAAAUGGACGGCAUUCGUGCCACAUACGGGACUGAAGAAGGCUCCGUUCUCGCCCUUGCGGCUGGCAGCGAUAGUUUCAUGAUCUGCCAUACAUAUGGAGUCCAAGUUGCGUCGGUUCGCCGUGUCUGUGAGGCUGUCGGAGCAGGACGGAUUCCGAUGACUAGACUGGAGGAGGCGUAUCGACAUGUGACCCAGCUAAAACAGAACCUCCUUAGCUGGGAGGAGGCGCUGCGAGUCGAUGAAGCUUUUGAAUCGAAGUUACGUGAACUCGACCUGCAAAAUCGUCAGCUGGCCGAUGCUGCCUAUGCUAGAUCAGUAACUGUUGUUCGAGACGAUUCCAAGAUCCUGCCCGUCUCGGUGUCAAGCAAGGUCAUUUUCCUCUUCCCUGGAGACAAAAUCCCAUCUGGUGGCGCGGUAGAUGGAGAAGGGCUUGGACGCGUGGGAUCCUACAAUGGCUCCGUAUAUUUCGACGUGUUGAAGAGACACAACCCCAAUGUGACCGAGAUACGCUACGGAGAAGCAGGCUUGUCUACGGAGGAGUGGCGUCUCGUCGAGGCCGCGGACGUCGUGAUUCUCACCACGAUCAACGCGCGUGAAUCACCUUUCCAGAGGAAAAUGGGACGAGCGUUGCCUAGUCGUGCUCGUGCACUUAUAAGCAUCGCAGCCUGCAGUCCCUAUGACUUCCUCGAUGAGCCUACCAUUAGCACCUACAUCACCACGUACGAGCCAACACUCGAGGCAUUCACAGUUGCUGUAUCUGCGAUAUUCGGCGCUGCUCCUGCAACAGGCAGACUGCCAGUCGGUACCAAGGAGCAUCGACUAUCGAUCGAGCUCUCAUCCCUCGACGACCCCAAAGACCUCGAGCAGGUGCAUACCAUCUGGAACGCCGCCCUACCCACAUACCCACUCCCCCUGGAGAGCUUCCAGAAACUCCUCCCCCAGCCGCACGGCCACCACUUCGUCGCCCGCACCGGCAACACCAUCGUCGGCUUCUGUCUCACCUACACCCGCACCACCAACGACGACGACAAGAACGCCGCCUACCUCUCGGCCAUAGCCGUCACCCCAACCGCCCAAAACCAAGGUAUAGGUAACACGCUCAUACAAGAAGCCAUCGCCUGGUACACAACCACGGCCAAACCCAGAAUCACCCGCCUCGACCUCAGCAGCUCCUUCCCGCGCUUCUGGCCAGGCCUUCCCGACGACCUCCCACCACAAGUCACCCGCUUCUUCGAAACCCAGGGCUUCACCUUCACCACCCCACCGCCCCGCCACGUCGACCUCUACCGAACCAUCACCGACUUCCAGCUCGACGAGAAACACAUCGCCAAAGCCCAAGCCCAAGGCUACACCUUCGCGCCACUGCAACCAGAUCAAUACGAAGAAUGCAUCGCCGGCCAGAGAAAGAAUUUCUCACAUAACCAGGCCUGGGUCCAAACCUACAUAACACUGCACCCGCGAACCCACCCAAACAGCAUCAUGACGGCCUUCGACCCCAAAGGACACCAAAUCGGCUGGACCCUCAUGCUCGACCCUUCGUCAUCAGUCCUACAAUCGCAAUGGGCACUCCCACCCGCCUGCAGCACCAGCAGUAGUAGUAGCAGCACAACGGGUCUGAUCGGGUGCGUGGGCGUGGACGCGGAACACCGAGGGAAGGGCGUCGGGGUGGCGAUGCUGGCGCACGCGCUGGCGCAUCUUCGGGGCCGCGGGGUGCACGGCGUAAUGGUCGACUGGGUGGUGGUUGAGGGGUUUUAUGAGUCGCUUGGGUUCGAGGUGUGGAGGGCGUAUCGGUUGGGGUCGGCUCGGAUCUAG